Amaranthus tricolor (Joseph's coat) is the source of this 1365-nucleotide messenger RNA. RefSeq names its product peroxidase 5-like. The record is from RefSeq and is a predicted model, not a curated record. The coding region runs from base 208 to 1224 and encodes 338 amino acids. NCBI's taxonomy places the organism in Eukaryota, Viridiplantae, Streptophyta, Magnoliopsida, Caryophyllales, Amaranthaceae. Gene Ontology annotation, biological process: response to oxidative stress; hydrogen peroxide catabolic process. The transcript has 4 exons. Gene Ontology annotation, cellular component: plasmodesma; plant-type cell wall. Gene Ontology annotation, molecular function: peroxidase activity; heme binding.
UUCCACUACUGUCUGCUUGUGCAUAAUCCACUGAGAAUUAAGUCAUGGAACUAAUUGAAUUAGAAUAAGAUCACAACUAUGCAACUAUGCAGGAUUUAUUAUUAUUUCAUAUUGUCUAUAAAUAUCAAUGCUAAGGUGCAAAAUAUCAUCAAACUUUUGAAAAAAAGAUAUUAAACGUCAGAAAAACAAGCAAAAUAUCCAAUUAAAAUGAGGAGCUCAGUAAGAAAUUAUCAUGAAAUAUCUACAAACACUAUAUUUUCACUAAUCUUGAUCACUUACAGUUUUGCUGGUUUUGCAAAAGCUGACCUUUAUCCAGGAUUCUAUAUGCAGUCGUGUCCCAUGGCGGAGUUUGUUGUCAAGGAUGAGGUACGACAAGCUUUUUACAGCGACAGGGGCUACGCUGCUGGUCUUGUAAGGCUGCACUUCCACGACUGUUUCGUUAGAGGAUGUGAUGGCUCGGUACUUCUUGAUUCAACUCCUGGAAACACUGCUGAGAAAGAUGCACCAGCUAAUUAUCCUAGUCUACGAGGGUUUGAUGUUAUCGACAAUGCAAAGGCCCGACUUGAAUAUUUGUGCCCUGGAGUUGUAUCGUGCUCUGAUAUAGUAGCCUAUGCCGCUAGGGAUAGUGUGGAAAUGACAGGAGGAGUUGGUUAUGAUGUUCCUGCAGGAAGAAGAGACGGCAGAGUCUCCCUAGCUUCAGACACCACCUUGAAUCUCCCUCCGGCUUACGGAGACGUUGAACUACUUACUCAAAUAUUUUCCAGCAAAGGAUUAACACAAGAAGAAAUGGUUAUACUAUCCGGGGCUCAUACAAUAGGCCGUGCUCACUGCACUUCGUUCAGUGACCGGCUGUACAGUUUCAACUCAGAAAGUGCACAAGAUCCCACUAUAUAUCCUGGUUAUGCAGCUCAGCUGAAACAACAGUGUCCACCAGGGACAGCCGGUGCUAACAUUGUAGUACCGAUGGACCCUAUUAGCCCCUCGAUUUCUGACACGGCUUAUUAUUGGAAUAUCCUUAAUAACCGUGGCUUGUUCACGUCCGAUCAGACUCUCGUGUCAGACUAUGCUACUGCAAACCUAGUGAACCAGUUUGCAAAUGAUCCUUACUCUUGGGGAAACAAAUUUGCUGAUGCUAUGGUGAAGAUGGGUCAGAUUGGUGUUCUCACUGGUCGACUAGGGGAAAUCCGAAAAAAUUGUAGGGCGGUUAACCAAAUUGAGAUAUAAAACUUUAAAGCUAAGCUAAUGUGAAAACACUUAAAAUGGCUAUUGUAAUGUGGCUUUACACCCAUACAUUUUGAUGAUUGUAAUUUGAUCUGGUUUAUACUAAUGACUAAUACUCCAACAGUUACUAGAUACAAAAUAAAA